AUGUCAAAUUUUGACUUUACAAAUGUUUCCACAGUGGUUCAUGACAAUGACAAUAAAACGAAAGCCAUCAUCCAGCAAUAUGCUCCGAAUGCUAAAAUUACACUUGAUCCUCGUCAUUGUGUACGUGCAGUUGGCAGAGCUUUCGAAAAGCUUGAAAAUGGUGGAUAUAAAGAAGCAGCAGGAAAAGAAACUGUUAAUCAACAGAAAGAAAGUGAAUCACAGCCAGCAUUCCCAAUCAAAUCUAAAGCAGAAGAGCCGAAGAAACGUGGAAGACCAUUAAAACACCAAGAAAAAGUAUUUCAUCAGAUAUAUUCGAAAGUUAUUAAGUGGUUCACUUUUAUUAUCAUGCUUCCAAUUGAAACAACGAAAAAAAUUUUCCUAUGGAAGAAUACAUUAA
Molecule: messenger RNA, 397 nt
Organism: Trichomonas vaginalis G3
Lineage: Eukaryota; Parabasalia; Trichomonadida; Trichomonadidae
Product: transposase family
Exons: 1
Source: RefSeq, a predicted model, not a curated record